Messenger RNA from Chironomus riparius, 2077 nucleotides. Lineage: Eukaryota; Metazoa; Arthropoda; Insecta; Diptera; Chironomidae. The record is from the annotation of a GenBank genome assembly.
CAAGAAGUGGAUGAACAAAUACAAAGGAACUAAAAAAGAACAAAUUUUAUUUUCUCAAAACAAAGAGAGAGAAAGAGAGAAAAAAGAAACUGGAAGGUUUAAUAUUUAUAUAAACAACAAAGCUGGAGAAAUAGACAAAGAAAAGGCAAAAUUUUCUCUGUCAUUGCACAGUCAUACCUACUUAUCUGUAAUAAAGCAAGAAUAAACGUUGAAAUCCUUGAUUGCAUUCAGCGAAAGAAAAACGAUAAGGAAGGUGUUUGAGGAUAAAAUAUCCUAAUAAAAUGGACACCCUCGCAAAAUUACGACGGACGGCAUUUUCCCCAUUUGGUGCGAAUAAUCAAGAGCCAUUAAUUGUAGUUGAAGAAUCAGAACAUGACGAGCGAGACGAAACGGAAGAAAGUCAAAAAUCGUCAUCACCACGCCAAAGUUUAGACAUUGAUUCACCCGUGAAUCCUUAUCUUUUGUCGCCAUGGCGUGAUCCACGCGAAACAAGAAAACAUUCACUUCCCACACCACCAUGUACAAGUGGCAUUACCGCAAGCCAAGUAAGAAGAUUAUCUGAACGAGGUGGUGAGGGAUCUGGGCCUUCACCAAUGGAACAAGCAUUUUUGGCAACUCUUUCACAAGCUCCAGCACCACAACCAGGAGGUAGACGACAUUCAGUUGUCACAAUUUCAAAAGUUCCAUCAACAUUAUUUGGUAGAUGCCGCAGAGAAUCAAUUGCUGCUGUACCAAAUUUUCAGCGAUCCACGCCUGGAACAUCACGUAGAGAGAGCUUUGCAGGUGGACCCCCAUCAACAGAUCUACGCGGUAGUAUACAUAAUUUACAACUAGACAUCAUGGAUGAUAUCGUACAAGCACGCAAGGCUCGUAUGAAAUUAUGGAACACGAGCAAUGAGAAAGUUUGCGAGGUACAAACAGUGGAUGAAGCUGGAACAUCAUCCGCUCAACGUUACACAAAUAGACGUUUUUCCGAUUUUAUUCAAUCCACAUUAGCACCCAUACCACAACACCAACACCGUCGUGCGUCUGAGAAUCCAAGCAUGCUAUCUCCCAGUGUGACUCGUGCUCCAAGUCCAAGUCCAUCUAAAAAAGCUGGCAUCAUAUGUACUAAUACUGAUUUAAUCUCUUUACUUUCAUCAUUAGCCUCUUCCGCUACUGAAAUAAAUCGAAUAAAUGAAGUGCCAACACCAAUUCUCACGCAGCCACCAUCAUCGAAAAACCAAACAUCGUCAGCAUCAAGUAACAAUUUCUUGCGACCAGAACGUAAAAGUAGUCUUAAGAAAUCGAAUCGAUCAAAUAGCUUUGAUGUGUCAAUAUUGAAAGGCGUUAAGCAACAGUUCACAGAUGAUUCAAAAACAUCGUCCUCAUCAAAUGCGGCUGGUAGUGGUUGGUUUACCAAACGACACAUGCCUGCUUCAAAACGGCAAAAUACAGUUAAAUCAUCCGCACAAGCAACAGUAUCAUUUGCUCGUGAGACAUUUGACAAGUUAACCGAUAAUUCAUCAAAUAAUAACUCACCAUCGUCACGUGAUAAGACAGCAACUGCCGCCGCAGCAGCAGCAGCAAAGAAAAAGAAGGAACAUAAAUCACCACUUAAUCGUUUGAAAUGGGACGGAAGGAGUGCAAUUGUUGAUGCUCGUAUUAUUGGAAGUGCCAUUGAAGGCUUUCUUCGUGGAGGAAGCUCAUCAUCAUCAAAUAGUAAAAAUUCUAAAGAUUCGUCACGGUUAAAAAAGGGCUCUACAUCAACACCAACAAAAACUGGCUGGUUUAGUCGUACAACCGAAGAUGAGGAUUCAAGCGGUGACACUUGCGAUACAUCAUCCCUUUGCGCUACAUUGAAGGAUUUAUUUGUUAAAUAAAUCACUUAAUUUUAUUAUUUUAAAGCACCGUCUCUACGGUGAUGGCAAAUAUUCAUACGACUGCUUUUAUAUUUUUUUAAGCCUUGUCAAUUAACCAGAACCCUUUUUUUACUCACCAUCACUGCUUCGUUUUAAUUUCUACAAUAUUUUUGUACAUUUUUUCAUAUGCAUGUCUGUAGAAAAAAUAUAUUUACCUGUCAAAUGACUACAAUGAU